GGCCUGAAUUUUUAGACAACGCUCCGGCUCCGUCGUGCGCACGCAGUUUGAUCAAGAGAAAGCAGCAACAGCAAGUUCAAGAUGACCGGCCGUGGAAAGGGAGGAAAGGGAUUGGGAAAAGGAGGAGCGAAGCGACACAGGAAGGUUCUUCGUGAUAACAUCCAGGGUAUCACAAAGCCGGCCAUCCGUCGUCUGGCACGCCGAGGCGGUGUCAAACGUAUCUCCGGUCUGAUCUACGAGGAGACUCGUGGUGUGCUGAAGGUGUUCCUAGAGAACGUGAUCCGUGACGCCGUCACGUACACCGAGCACGCCAAGAGGAAGACCGUCACCGCCAUGGACGUCGUCUACGCGCUGAAACGUCAGGGACGUACCCUGUACGGUUUCGGCGGUUAAGUCGCUCGCACCGCACCGCGCACAUCGUGUUCCGCAGCCGAUACGGCUACGAGGAUACCGUGUAACCAACAAAAAGGCCCUUUUCAGGGCCGCAAA
Molecule: messenger RNA, 489 nt
Organism: Plutella xylostella (diamondback moth)
Lineage: Eukaryota; Metazoa; Arthropoda; Insecta; Lepidoptera; Plutellidae
Product: histone H4
Cellular component (GO): nucleosome
Molecular function (GO): structural constituent of chromatin; DNA binding; protein heterodimerization activity
Source: RefSeq, a predicted model, not a curated record